AUGGUGAAAAUCAGAGCAGUUCCCUCGCCCUAUGAGAUUGUAAUGGCCCUUUCAUACACGUGGUGUCCCUCUGUGCACUGGGAGAUCCUCAGCACAGGGGCCAACCUCACUGUACCUCCCUCAUGUGUCCUUGCCUCCCUCUUGGCCAAAGCACAGGGAGAGGUGGCACAGGACUGGCUUCACUGGUUUGUGCCUGGAUCAUGGUUGGAUGACCUGCAUGCUUGUGCUGACCCUGGAGCUCCUGAGCAUGGAUACAAGACACCCAGUGCUGGUGUCUUCUUUGAAAGCGUGGUAGUCCGGUUUCAUUGCCAAGAAGGAUACAGGCUUAAUGGUACUUCAAAAAAACUUUGUGUGAGACACUUUAAUGGCUCCCUGAGCUGGAAACCAAGUGAUAAACCUGUGUGCCUACAAGAAGUCACAGAUUGCCUUGUUCCACACGUUGAAGAUGCAGAGGUUCAUAACAAGACAUACAGGACUGGCGAUAAAUUAAUAAUCAGCUGUCAUGAAGGAUUCCAGAUCCGUUACCCUGACUUAGACAACAUGGUUUCAAUAUGUCAAGACGAUGGAACAUGGGAUAAUCUGCCCAUUUGUCAAGGUUGCCUGAGGCCAUUGGUUCUUCCUCAUAGUUACAUUAACAUAUCUGAGUUCGAGUCCUCCUUCCCCGUAGGAACAGUGGUGUAUUAUCAAUGCUUUCCUGGAUAUAAACUAGAAGGGGCAGAGUUCCUUGAGUGCAUGUAUAACCUUAUCUGGUCAGAUAGCCCACCUAGGUGCCUUGAUGUGGAAGUUUGUCCACUACCUCCAAUGGUGAGUCAUGGAGACUACAUCUGCCACCCACGGCCUUGCGAGCGUUACAACCACGGGACGGUGGUGGAGUUUUACUGUGAUCCUGGUUACACCCUCACCAAUGACUACAAGUACAUCACCUGCCAGUAUGGAGAGUGGUUCCCCUCCUACCAAGUAUACUGUGUCAAAACAGAGCAAACCUGGCCAAAUACACAGGAGACCCUCCUGACUACAUGGAAAAUAGUGGCGUUUACUGCUACCAGCGUUUUAUUAGUACUGCUACUGGUUAUUUUAGCCAGGAUGUUCCAGACCAAAUUUAAGACACAUUUCCUCCCACGAGGCAACCAGGAGAGCUCCAUGGGUGACCCCGACUUUGUGGUGGUGGAUGGUGUUCCUGUCAUGCUGCCUUCCUAUGAUGAAGCUGUGAGCAGCGGCUUGAAUGCUCUGGCACCCGGAUACUCAGCUACUGCAGACCAGGGGCAUGUUUUGCAGACAGAAGACCAGAGCCCUCCUGCUUACCCCGGCCCCAGGAUUACAGACACGCUGCCUAGUGAAUCUGAGACCUGUGACAAUAGGUCAGACUCCUCUGAACUGCUCCAAAGCUUGUACCCGUCCCCAGCAUGCCAAGUGGCAGCACUUCCCCGUUCAGAUAGAACUGAUGUAUCCCAUGGCACUGCUGGGGAGGCUGCAUCCACGAGUCCAAGGAUUGAUAUUGCAGAUGAGAUUCCUUUGAUGGAAGAAGACCCUUAGCCUGCACAGAGACUGGUCUUCAUCGAAUUGCACCAUUGGGUGAUGUGAAUCAUGAGGAUCUAGAGAUAGAAAAGACUAUCUGUGGAUUUGGGGAGGGUUUUUUCCUACAUAUCAAUCUUCCAUGUAAUGAUGUCACCAGAGUAGGUGUACAUCUUAAUCCACAGCAGGGAUAAGAGCAUCAGCAUUUGGAACAGCAGCAGUUUUAUGAAUGAAUCCUGGGGAUUUGAUGUGAGCAGAUGUAGAAAAAGAACUGUGGCUUUUUAGAAAUGAAAUGUGUAUCUGCAUCGCAGAAAGUCAUAUGGUUCUGUAAGAAAUGCUAUUGGAUUUUGAUACUAACUGCCUCACAAAAGCAUGUCAAAGUAUGUAAAUUUGCUUAUAAAGACUGCUUUAAAUGAUCUAUGGACCUCUAGUUUAUGAAGAAUCCUUACACAUUUAAAAAAAUACUAGUACUGAAAUACACAAAAAAAAGAGGAAAGAUCCUCUUUGGCUUUCCUACAGUGACCAGGAAGCUUUUGAUUUAGCUGUUGGUGAUUUUGUUUCAGACCAUGUCUGCAGAGAAUAUAACAGAGAUGAUGGGAUUCAUAUAUACUUUGAUGUAUGAUAGCAAAUAUAUAUAAAUAUAU
Molecule: messenger RNA, 2156 nt
Organism: Nestor notabilis (Kea)
Lineage: Eukaryota; Metazoa; Chordata; Aves; Psittaciformes; Psittacidae
Gene: SUSD4
Product: sushi domain containing 4
Exons: 8
Coding region: 1-1533 (510 amino acids)
Biological process (GO): negative regulation of complement activation, classical pathway; negative regulation of complement activation, alternative pathway
Source: RefSeq, a predicted model, not a curated record